This is a messenger RNA of Dama dama (fallow deer), 1368 nucleotides long. RefSeq names its product syncytin-1-like. Bases 1 to 1368 code for a protein of 455 amino acids. NCBI's taxonomy places the organism in Eukaryota, Metazoa, Chordata, Mammalia, Artiodactyla, Cervidae. The record is from RefSeq and is a predicted model, not a curated record. The transcript has a single exon.
AUGAACCUCAGGGGUGGGAAGUCCAAAUCCCUACUCACUGUCAAAGUACAAAAGAGAGGGAGUUUCGUGAGUACCUGCCAUAAGCCAAAUGGAAGAAACAUAUGUUUUUAUCCCAUUACUCACUGGGGGUACUCAGACGGAGGUGGAGUACUAGAACAAAAUCGGGAAAAGAAACAAGAACAAGUUAUAAAGAACAUAAUUUCCCGGUUACAGGCGACCCCUGAGCCUCACAAACGCCUAGACCUCCUUUCCCAAUUACGGCCUCUCCUAAAACCUCCCUCUGGCAACCAACACCUUACCCGCCUUCUCAACUCUUCCUUCCAAUUCUUCCAGUACACACAACACACAUCCCAGUGCUGGAUAUGCAUGUCACUGUCUCCCUCACCACACAUAGCAAUUCCCUUACCCUCAACCUGGCUGUCACAGGGCAACUAUACCUCCCCUUCCCAACAGAAAACUACACCACUCAUUGGGCCAGUCUCUGACAAGGUCCUACUCUCAGCCUCUUCAAACCUAACCUGUAUUAACUACUCUAGUCCCAACUACACUGGUCUUACAAACUCGGCUCCCUCCUUCUGCUCCACUUGGGUUCUGUGGAACAGCACAAAUAAUUGCACCAAUCCAGGAAUCUUCAUUCUCUGUGGGACCUAUGCAUAUUCAUGCCUCCCUUUAGACCCCCCUGGACCCUGCAUCUUGGUCUUCCUCACCCCAGGCCUAACAUUCCUCAAAGAGGAAGAGAUAGAACAAAUAGUUUGCCCCCAAGGAAAACUUUCCCACAGAAAAAGACGAGCUGUCAUAGCCCCCCUCCUGAUUGGGACUGGCAUAGCAGCAGCCCUAGGCACCGGGAUUGGAGGCAUCUCGACCUCUGCCCAUUUCUAUUACAAGCUGUCCCAAGAACUUAAUGAAGACAUGGAGCAGGUAGUAGAGUCCUUCGUUUCAAUCCAAAAACAAAUUAACUCAUUAGCUUCUGUGGCCCUACAAAAUAGGAGAGCCCUAGACCUUCUCACCGCAGAAAAGGGAGGGACCUGCCUUUUCCUAGGAGAAGACUGCUGUUAUUUUGUUAAUGAAACAGGCAUAGUCCAGGGCCGAGUCAAAGAACUUAGAGACAGAAUUGAACACUGCAGAAAAGAGUUACAAAACCUUUACAUUCCCCAAAACCUGUUUCAACAGAUACUCCCUUGGUUGCUCCCUUUCCUGGGACCAUUGGUGCUUAUCAUUCUAUUCCUCUUAUUUGGACCCUGUCUCUUUAAUCUCUUUCAAAGGUUUCUCCAAGAACGGAUUCGGGCCAUCUCUCGAGAUCAGGUCAAGACCAUUCUUCUUCUCGAGAGCCUCACCUCAAGUUCAGAAAAAGGAGACUGUGGGCCCUAG